CGCGCCGGGCUGGCUCAGUCGAAAUGGGGAGGCGAUAGGCUCGGGAGCACAAGAGCGCGCCUGCUGGCUUUGCUUUUGCUUCGCUUCGCUUUGCUCGAGCGAGCCUUUCGUUAUUAAGGUGGUGGGAGUUUGCGCGAGAACCAGCGGUUUUCCCCAGCAGAGGAGGAAGCUCUUUCCGUGGAUACGGCAUCCUGCUCGGCAACAGAGGCUGUGGCUAUCCAGUUGCUUCUUGAAAACCAAUACAAAAUAGAGGAUAAAUUCCUUAAUUGCUGUUGUAACUUCGAACAAUCUCUAAGCAAACUGUUGUACGUUGAGGACUACCUUUAUUUUGGAUUGCCUUUGCUCUUCAUAGCUAUCCCUUGCAGGAACAAAAAGUGUGAAAAUAAAGAAAUAUAAUAUUCUUAGAAAAUAAAAGAUACCCUGAUGGACCCUGUGAAAUAGAAAACUUCAUUCCUGUUGCACAACUUUAUACAAAAUAAAUAAAAAUAUUCCAGCAAUCUUAAAGAACAGAAAGUUGAGCUUGUAAUACUCUAGAGUGAGUUUCAUGGUCCAUCUUUGAAUAAGAAUGGAUAUUCACAGCAUCUCUGGAAAACAAAUACAUUUGGUUCUUUUCUUAUGCCAAAUUAUUACUGCAUUGGAUGUACCUCUUGAUUCAAAACUUCUUGAAGAAUUGUCACAGCCUCCAACAAUAACACAGCAGUCUCCAAAAGAUUAUAUUGUUGACCCAAGAGAGAAUAUUGUAAUACAGUGUGAAGCAAAAGGAAAACCAUCUCCUACCUUUUCAUGGACACGUAAUGGAACUCACUUUGAAAUAGAUAAAGAUCCACGAAUAAGAAUGAAGCCUCAUUCAGGAACUCUUUUAAUAAAUAUUAUUAAUGAAGAAAAUGGAGGAAAAGCAGAAUUAUAUGAAGGUGUUUAUCAGUGUACAGCAAGGAAUGUGCUUGGAGCAGCAAUUUCCAAUAAUAUUGUUAUAAGAGCAUCCCGAUCUCCUUUGUGGACUAAAGAAAAGCUAGUUCCAGUAAGAGUUAUUGAAGGUCAAUAUGCAAUUCUUCCCUGCAGGCCACCAGUAGGGUUACCACCACCUAUAAUAUUUUGGAUGGAUAACUCUUUUCAAAAGCUGCCUCAAAAUAAUAGAGUUUCACAAAGCCUAAAUGGAGAUCUUUAUUUUUCUAAUAUAAUACAAGAAGAUAGCCGUGAAGAUUAUAUAUGUUAUGCAAGAUUUAACCACACUCAAACUAUUCAACAGAAGCAACCUAUUUCAUUAAAAGUUCAACCAGUGGAUUCAUUGAAUGAAACAUUAACUGCUAAUAUGAGUGACACUGAUUUUUAUGGUGUCAGAUUUUAUUCAGAAAGACAGCCAACUCUUCUAACACCUCCUGGAAAUUCAAGUAGCAAAAUUGAACUAAGAGGAAAAACUCUCAUGCUGGAAUGUAUUGCAGAAGGAUUACCUACACCAUUAAUCCGUUGGAACAAAGAGGGUGGUGAUCUUCCUGUCAACAGGACUUUCUUUGACAAUUUUCAUAAAACCCUCAAAAUUAUAGAUGUUUCUCAAGCUGAUUCAGGAAAAUACAAAUGUAUGGCAACAAAUCAUUUGGGUUCUGCUUAUCAUGUUAUUACAGUCAGCGUCAAAGCUGCCCCUUAUUGGAUAAGAGAACCUUCAAACCUUGUAUUAUCUCCCGGAGAAGAUGGCUCCUUGAUUUGUAGAACGAAUGGCAAUCCUAAACCCAGCAUAAGCUGGUUAGCAAAUGGAAUUCCAGUUGAAAUUGCUCCUGAAGAUUCAAGUAGAAAAGUUGAUGGUGAUACAAUUAUUUUCACUAAUGUGCAAGAAAGAUCAAGUGCUGUAUACCAGUGUAAUGCCUCUAAUGAAUAUGGAUAUCUAUUAGCAAAUGCAUUUGUGAAUAUUUUAGCUGAACCACCAAGAAUCCUUACUCCAUACAAUAAACUUUAUCAAGUCAUUGAAAAUAAGCCUGCAUUGCUAGAUUGUGCUUUUUUUGGUUCACCUAUGCCUGAAGCUGAAUGGUUUCAAGGAAUGAAAAGUAGCGUUCUCCAGGGCAAGGAGUAUGUUUUCCAUAAAAAUGGGACCUUGGAAAUUCUGAAAGUCCAGAAGGACAGCAGUGGCACAUACACCUGCAUAGCAAGAAAUAAACUAGGAAAAGCACAAAAUAAUGUUCAGUUAGAAAUCAAGGAACCCACAUUGAUUAUUAAGCAGCCUGAAUACAAAGUAGUACAAAGGAUGGAGCAGGUUUUCUUUGAAUGUGUAAUUAAAUAUGAUGCAACAUUAAUACCUACAGUUAUAUGGUUGAAGGAAAAUGAUGAAUUGCCAGAUGAUGGACGGUUUAUUGUAGGUAAAUACAGCUUGACCAUUAUGAAUGUCACUGAUAAGGAUGGUGGAGAAUAUACUUGCCUAGCUAAUACUACAUUGGAUAGUGUUUCUGCAAAUGCUGUACUCACAGUUGUGGCUCCUCCAACAGUUCCACCUAUUGUUUACGAUCAUCCUGAUCCACCUUAUGAUUUGGAAUUAACAGAUCAUUUAGAAAGAAGUGCUCAACUCACUUGGAUACCGGGCAAUGAAAACAAUAGCCCCAUUACAAGGUAUAUUAUUGAAUAUGAAGAUGCUUUGCGUGAACCAGGAAUAUGGAAUUACCAAAUGGAAGUCCCUAGUGUGUUUACAACUGUAAAGUUAAAGUUAUCACCAUAUGUGAAUUAUUCAUUUCGUGUAAUAGCUCUCAAUGAAAUUGGAAGGAGCCAACCAAGUGAAUCUUCUGAAAAGUACUUUACAAAACCUGCAAAACCAGAUGACAAUCCUAUUAAUGUUCACGGGAUUGGAACGGAACCUAAUAAUUUGGUGAUCACUUGGAAGCCUUUAACGGAUUUUCAGUCCAAUGGUCCAGGUCUUCACUACAAAGUCAGUUGGCAGCAGAAUGAUGGUGAAGAUGAAUGGACAUCUGUUACAGUUGCAAAUGUAUCUAAAUAUAUUGUAGCUGAUACACCAACUUUUGUUCCAUAUGAGAUAAAAGUACAAGCAUUAAAUGACUUAGGACCUGCACCUGAUCCUUUAACAAUAAUUGGACAUUCUGGAGAAGACUUGCCAAUGAUUGCUCCAGGCAAUUUACAAGUACAAGUUGUAAACAGUACGAUAGUGAAAGUGCAGUGGGAUCCAGUUCCAUUGAAGUUUGUCCGGGGUCAUCUUCAGGGAUACAAAAUUUACUAUUGGAAAGUCAAAUAUUUAUCUGGAAAAAUUAAGCAACAUGUGGAAAAAAGGAUGUUGACUUUCAGUGGAAAUAGAACGCAUGGAAUGGUGCCGGGACUAGAGCCUUUUAGUUCUUAUAAACUGAAUGUAAGAGUGUUUAAUGGGAAAGGAGAAGGACCAGCAAGCCAAGAUGAAACAUUUAAGACUCCAGAAGGAGUUCCCAGUGCACCCUCUUUUUUAAAGAUUACCAAUCAAAAUCUGGACUCUCUUACUUUGGAAUGGGGACCACCUUCUCAUCCAAAUGGAGUUCUGCUGGGAUACACAUUAAAGUUUCAACCAAUUAAUAGUACUCAUGAAUUACGUCACUUGGAAGAGAUCAAUAUUCCUGCCAAUGAGACCAGCUUGAUUUUAAGCAACCUGAAUUAUAGCACUCGAUACAAGUUCUAUUUUUAUGCACAAACAUCAGUUGGAUCCGGAAGUCAAAUAACAGAAGAAGCAGUAAUAAUUAUGAAUGAAGUGCAACCAGUGUAUCCAAGGAUCAAAAAUGUUAUGGCAGCAGCUGCUGAAACUUAUGCCAAUAUCAGUUGGGAAUAUGAGGGUCCAGUUCAUGAGAACAUUUAUGUUGAAUAUGGUGUGGCAGGCAGCAAAGAAGAAUUGAAAAAAGAAAAUGCUAAUGGUUCUCGGAGCUUCUUUCUCUUAAAAGGAUUAACACCAGGAACAUCAUAUAAAGUCCGGGUUGGUGCUGAGGGUCUUUCUGGUUUUAGGAGCUCAGAGGCUGUAUUUGAGACAGGUCCAGCAAAGGCAAGUCGGCAGAUUGACAUUGCCACUCAAGGAUGGUUCAUUGGUCUUAUGUGUGCAGUUGCUCUUCUCAUCUUGAUUUUGCUCAUUGUUUGUUUCAUAAGGAGAAAUAAAGGUGGAAAAUAUCCAGUGAAAGAAAAAGAAGAUGCACAUGGUGAUCCAGAAAUACAACCUAUGAAAGAAGAUGAUGGAACUCUUGGUGAAUAUAGUGACGUGGAUGAUCACAAGCCUCUGAAAAAAGGAAGCAGGUCACCUUCAGACAGGACUGUGAAAAAGGAAGACAGUGAUGAUAGUUUAGUAGAUUAUGGAGAAGGAGUCAAUGGUCAGUUCAAUGAGGAUGGGUCCUUUAUUGGACAAUACAGUGGGAAAAAAGAGAAAGAACCUGCAGAAGGAAAUGAAAGUUCUGAAGCUCCUUCCCCAGUUAAUGCAAUGAAUUCAUUUGUCUAAUUAAAGAAACUGUUCCAUA
This is a messenger RNA of Pantherophis guttatus, 4454 nucleotides long. The record is from RefSeq and is a predicted model, not a curated record. Lineage: Eukaryota; Metazoa; Chordata; Lepidosauria; Squamata; Colubridae.